Messenger RNA from Gopherus flavomarginatus (Mexican gopher tortoise), 1354 nucleotides. It is a transcript of the gene GEMIN2, whose product is annotated as gem nuclear organelle associated protein 2. Bases 81 to 875 code for a protein of 264 amino acids. Lineage: Eukaryota; Metazoa; Chordata; Testudines; Testudinidae. Gene Ontology annotation, cellular component: spliceosomal complex; SMN complex; nucleus. The transcript has 10 exons. Gene Ontology annotation, biological process: spliceosomal snRNP assembly; spliceosomal complex assembly. The record is from RefSeq and is a predicted model, not a curated record.
AGGCGGCCCAGGAGUAAGCGGCGUCCCUUAACGCGCUUGCGCGCUGCGAUUCCCCGUUGGAGAACGGCCGUCGCGCGGAGAUGGAGUCCGCGGUGGAGGAGUUGAUGCCCCGGCUCCUGCCUGUGGGGGACUGUGACUUCGCGGAGGAUUUCGACCCCACCAUGCCCCCGCGGACGCCCUCGGAGUAUUUAAAGCGGGUCCAGAUUGAAGCCGCACGAUGCCCAGAUGUUGUUGUGGCACAGAUAGACCCUAGAAAGUUGAGAAAGAAGCAGACAGUAAAUAUUUCACUUACAGGAUGCCAUCCUGCCCCUGAGGGAUAUUCUCCAACUCUCAAAUGGCAGCAGCAGCAAGUGUCUCAUUUUUCAGCAGUUCGUCAGAGUUUGAAUAAACACAGAAAUCAUUGGAAGGCACAACAUUUGGACAGCAAUGUUACAAUGCCAAAAUCUGAGGAUGAAGAAGGCUGGAAACUCUUUUGUCUGGGUGAAAAGUUAUAUUCAGAAGCAGCUAUUGCAGUAUCUGGUAAUGAAAACCUAGGAAUUGAUUACAUUAAGAUCGGUUUUCCCCCUUUUUUAAGUAUUGUUAGCAGAAUGAAUCAGGCAACAGUAACUAGCGUCCUGGAAUAUCUGAUAAACUGGUUUGGAGAGAGAGAGUUUACUCCAGAACUGGGCAGAUGGCUUUAUGCUUUGUUGGCGUGUCUUGAAAAGCCUUUGUUGCCUGAAGCCCACUCCCUAAUUCGGCAGUUGGCAAGACGAUGCUCUGAAGUCAGAGUAUUAGAGGAGAACAAGAAUGAAGAGAAAGUGUCUGCUCUGAAUUUGCUAAUCUGUUUAGUUAGCAGGUAUUUUGAUCAACGUGACCUGGCUGAUGAGCCCUCCUGAUCCCAGAACUGGGACAUUGAAUGUCUCACAUCACUAUAAAACCAACACCAGCAUUAUUGUUAAACAGCCAGGUGCAAUGCAGCUCAAAAUGUACCUUCUUAGUAGUGAGCUUGAAUGGUGUUGAGCAAAAGACUGCUGGUCUCACUGAAUAAUCCAUGACCUGAAAAAGGUCAGCAGCGAAGUGCCUAACCACUCUCUCUAUAAGCCUGUUUCUCUGCAAAAACAAGUGGUCUUUAAAGCAGUAAGCAAAUUGAGCUGUUGUAAGUACCCAAGGGUAGUUAAUCCUGCAAAAUUACUUCUGGAGAGUAAGCCCUUUUGUUGAAAUUGAAUUACUCAUGUGAAUAAAGAUUUGCAAGACUGGGACCCAAGCUUUUUACAAAUGAAAGCUCGAGGCAGUGAGAAACCUCUUUCAUGAACCCAUCUAAAGAAUCAGAUAUUAAAUGGUUUUGUAAAACUUUACAAUAAAAUUUUCAAAAAUG